Danio rerio (zebrafish) is the source of this 3317-nucleotide messenger RNA. It is a transcript of the gene myb, whose product is annotated as MYB proto-oncogene, transcription factor. The record is from RefSeq and is marked validated. Gene Ontology annotation, molecular function: DNA binding. Gene Ontology annotation, cellular component: nucleus. Gene Ontology annotation, biological process: regulation of gene expression; DNA-templated transcription; regulation of DNA-templated transcription. Lineage: Eukaryota; Metazoa; Chordata; Actinopteri; Cypriniformes; Danionidae.
GAAAGACAGCCCAGCUUUGUCUGAUGGAUCUGUUUACAAUAUCGCACACUCCACUAGAGAGCUUAAUAUCAGCACUUCCUCCUCGAAGAGGAGCUGACAGCACUCCACCUUAGCACACUUGAGCCGAGCGCACUCACCAUCACAUCUCUACCUUCCUCUCGAACAGCGGGAUGGCGAGGCGGCACAGACACAGUGUUUACAGUAGCGACGAAGAUGAUGAUGAUGUGGAGAUUUAUGAUCAUGACUAUGAUGGUCCUCAUGCCAAGACAGGAAAACGCCACCUCGGCAAGACACGCUGGACCCGUGAGGAGGAUGAAAAGUUAAAGAGGCUGGUAGAGCAUCAUGGUUCUGAAGACUGGAAAGUCAUCGCCAGCUUUCUACCGAAUCGAACAGAUGUUCAAUGCCAGCAUCGUUGGCAGAAAGUCCUCAACCCUGAACUCAUUAAAGGACCAUGGACUAAAGAAGAAGACCAACGGGUGAUUGAGUUGGUGCAGAAGUACGGCCCCAAACGUUGGUCAGUAAUCGCAAAGCAUUUAAAGGGGCGAAUCGGAAAGCAGUGUAGAGAGCGCUGGCACAACCAUCUAAACCCUGAGGUGAAGAAGACGUCCUGGACUGAGGAAGAAGAUCAAAUCAUUUACCAGGCGCACGAGAAACUUGGAAACCGAUGGGCCGAGAUUGCCAAGUUACUUCCGGGAAGAACCGAUAAUGCCAUCAAGAAUCACUGGAACUCCACUAUGCGGCGGAAAGUGGAGCAAGAAGGUUAUUUGCAGCACGCUGCUAAAGUCAGCCCAACUCCGCUAAACAACAGCUAUUCUAAACCUCACCUCCUGAACUACAAUCACACACCAAGCAACACAUCCAUGCCUGCCUCCUCCAUGAGCAAUCAGUAUCCAUACUACACUGAAUCAUCACGGGUGCCAUUUCCACUUGCUCUCCAGUUAAACAUCUUGAACUUUCCACAACAUGGCACUGCUGCUAUCCAGAGACACUACAGCGACGAGGACCCCGAAAAAGAAAAGAGGGUGAAAGAAAUCGAGAUGCUGUUGAUGUCAACAGAAAACGAGCUGAAGGGACAACAGGCACUACCAAUCUCCAUGAACGGCUACGGUGGCUGGAACAGAGGCUCUUUGGCGGACAGUUCGGUUGGCAUUGUUGUUUCAGUCCCGGCUCCAUCCCUAGAGCAAGGAUGCCUUCCUGAAGAAAGCGCACAUGGCAACACAAACAGCCCAAAUAACGACUCCAGCUCCACUUUACCAGAGUUUAUCGAUGCUAUUGAUUCGGCCCCAUCAGUCUGGGCCAACAAACACCCUAAAACGGAGUGCCAAACCGGUCAGGGUUCGCCUGCAAACAACGGCAACAGAAGUGCCCCCACUUUUCUUUGCUCAACGCCCAAAUAUUCAUCCGUCAGACACCUGCCUUUUUCUCCCACUCAGUUCUUUAAUGCUUCAGUGAGUCCCGAUUCAGACAGUCAAAAUAUACCAGUCACGCCAUCGCCGGUCUGCUCCCAGAAAGCACUGCAGCAAGACCUUGCUCUUCGACCUCAGAAGGAAAAUGAGCUGUUCCGAACUCCCAACCUGAGGCGUUCGAUCAUGGAGUGUUCUCCUCGCACACCCACUCCAUUCAAAUCCACACUGACAAUGCAGGACAGCAAAUACGGACCACUGAAGAGGGUCCACAGUCCUUCGCUGGACUCUGGAGUGGUCGGCACGAUUAAACAAGAGCCCCAGGAGUGUGAGAUCAGUGUUGGAGGGGUGCAUCUAGACCAGCCCCCUCUGAAAAAGAUCAAACAGGAGGUGGAGUCAGUGUGUCUUCAGUGGGAGGGGCAAGAUCUCCACACUCAGCUGUUCCCUUCUAAUGGCCCCGCCCACGACAUGCCUGAUCUGCUGACUAGCUCUGUGCUGAUGCUUCCCAACACAGAGAAGACUGAGGACGGACACAAAGCUGCCCAGUUGCCCCGCAGACCCAUAGGAAGUCCUUUGCAGCAGUUGAACACAUGGGAACAGGUGCUUUGUGGGAAGACGGAAGAGCAGACGAUUCCCUCUGAAGCCACGCACAAAUACCUCAGCAAUUAUUCUUCGCGAGCUCUGGUCAUAUGAACGAGAGACAUAAUGAGACAAAAAUAGAAAGGGAAGGAGGAGGGAGAGUGAAAGAAGACAAUCAUUCUGAAAAGAAGUAAAAAGAGGAACAGUCCCUACACUCGUGGUACAUUAUUUGGGAGAGGCUGUAAGCCAUUUUUGUUUGUAGACUGCACAGUCGAUGUUUGGUCGCCAAUGUUUAAGCUGUGCCAUCAUUCAAGGAACCAAAGACAUUGUGUUUUUUAUAUACAUAUAUAUAUAUAUAUGUUUUGUUUUGUUAUUUCUACAUUUCUGAUUGGAAUUUAAUAAUAUUGUAUUAUAUAUGUUGUAUUAUACAUGGGAAAUAAUUGUUUAUGUGGGUUCUAAUUUUAUGGAUUUUAAUAUAAGGAACAAUUUGCAGUAAUUUAUUAUUAUUUUGUAUUAAGAAUAAUAAUUAACUAACUAUGACGGGCGCCUUUGCCAGUGUUUGCCCCCAGUAUUGCUCACUUUUUUAUUCGCUAAAUGUGUGUUAAUUGUAAGGAGCGCAUGUCCUCCUAGCAUUAUCCGAGUCUUACACCCAAAACCAGACAAAGAGUUGUUCUGGGUGACCAACAAAACUGCCCUUGUAUGUAUUUCAGACUUAUAGCACUGCUGUGUAUUUCUGGCUAAAACAAACUGUGCCCGAUGCCUACAAAAUUAGGCCAGUUUGUGAAUUCAACUCAAAAUUUGAAGUCAUAUAUCUAGUGUACUCUGCCAGUUUAGUAGUGUUGCCAUUUCAAAAGCUUCAAGAUGGAAACCACAACGUUCAUUUUUGUAUUAGCACUAUUUCAGGUUUUAGAUCAACUCUUGCAGGAAUUUCAACAGAACAAAGUGUUUGUUUGUUUUUGUAUUUGCUUCAAAGGUUUACCGAACAUUUUCAAAUCAAGGUCCAAAGUUGCCUUCGAGAUGAUAUACAACAUUUCUUUAUGUUUUCAUAAACACUUUUUUGUAUGACGAUUUGUAAUCAAAUUUACCUUGGUAUUUCUAGUUUUUAAACACUGAAAUGAUUGUUGCUUUUAUACGUAGUUGGCUUGUUUUUUGAUAUUACAAUCAGCCUUUUUUGAUACUAAGAUCCAAUCAAAAGCAUUGAGGAAUAACUUUUUGUUAUUCGCUGCCUUUUUGUAUUAGCUUCAAGUACAAACACUUUUUAUACACUGAUUUUGAACUUUUCAUACGUUUUUUAUACAAACUGCCUUGUAAAUAAAGUGUGUUUUUGAGAAAAAA